Megalobrama amblycephala (Wuchang bream) is the source of this 2140-nucleotide messenger RNA. RefSeq names its product acid phosphatase 2, lysosomal (gene acp2). Lineage: Eukaryota; Metazoa; Chordata; Actinopteri; Cypriniformes; Xenocyprididae. Gene Ontology annotation, molecular function: acid phosphatase activity. Gene Ontology annotation, biological process: dephosphorylation; lysosome organization. The record is from RefSeq and is a predicted model, not a curated record. Gene Ontology annotation, cellular component: lysosome.
GGAGCGCUCCUCUACCCGGAAAACCUUGCAGCUCUGCUUGUGUUUUCUGUUUACCAGACCAGCCAGGCAACGAUCGUUCAAUGAGGUUACUGUACUCUACCUCAGCUGCUCGUCCGCAAGUAUGGAUUCUUGUUUUCUGAUCGUCGUGUUUGUCUUCGCAUUCAGUCUUUCCAGUGGAGAGAGGACGCUCAAGUUUGUCACUGUGCUCUAUCGUCAUGGCGACAGAUCUCCAAUCAAGGCCUAUCCAACUGAUCCCUACAAGGAGAGUGACUGGCCCCAGGGUUUUGGACAGCUCUCUCAGGAGGGAAUGAAGCAGCAAUAUGAACUAGGUCAGUUUUUGAAGAAACGCUACAGAGGAUUCCUGAGUGAGGAGUAUGACCGGCAUGAGAUAUUCAUCAGAAGUACAGACGUUGACCGGACUCUGAUGAGUGCAGAAGCUAACCUGGCUGGCCUGUUCCCACCUAACAGUUCUCAGGAGUUUAAUCCAGGUUUGAAAUGGCAGCCGAUACCUGUUCACACUGUCCCAGAGGAUAAAGAGAGGCUGCUCUCAUUCCCGCUAGAAGACUGUCCACGUUACACACAGCUCAUGAAAGAGACUGAAAAAUCAGACAUUUUUCUUAACAUGACUGACACUUACAAGACAUUUAUAGAAAUGGUGAGAAACAAAACAGGACUGGAGACGGCCUCCAUCGAGUCUAUUUGGAGUGUAUAUGACACGUUGUUCUGUGAGGCAAAACAUGGGAAGUCGCCACCUGGCUGGGUGACUCCAGAUGUGAUGGAAACUCUGAAGGUGCUGAAGAACUUUGGUUUUCAGAUUAUGUUUGGAGUCUAUAAGAGAAAGGAGAAGUGCAGACUUCAGGGAGGCCUGCUGUUAAGUCAGAUCAUCAAGAAUCUCUCAACUGCAGCGGCUCCAGACGCUAAAGAAAAAGUGAAGAUGAUAGUAUACUCAGCUCAUGACACAACAGUUGUAGCUCUGCAGGAAGCCCUGAAUGUCUUUAAUGGCCUGCAGCCACCUUAUGCAUCGUGUCAUUUAAUUGAACUUCACCAGGAAGAGAACGGGAUGUUUUCAGUGGAGAUGUUUUAUCGCAAUGACAGUGCCGUGUCUGAGCCAUACAACGUGUCUUUACCGGGCUUCCAGCGCUGCCCCCUACAGGACUUUGUGAACCUCACACGUGAUGUCAUACCACAAGACAGGAAUAAAGAGUGUCAGAUAAAGAAAGAAGCCACAGACACUGAGGUCAUCAUCGGGCUGGCUGUGUGUGGAUGUCUGCUCUUUCUGUUGGUACUACUGCUGUUUGUAGUGCUAUGCCGUCAAAAAGACCCGAUGGCUAGCUACAGUCAUGUCAUAAAUGAGAGCGACUCCUGACAAUCAUAUCAGCUCCUCCGCAAAGAGGACCAGUGGGACAGUGAAGAGGACCUAUGAGGACACUGCGCCAACUUGUUGAAAAACUCUAAGCCACACAUUUUAUUAUAUUGGGGAUGGAACAUUUGGUAAUGUUUUAUUACUUGUAACUUCAAGUGUUCGAAGAAAGAAAAGGGAACUAAGAGUUGUGAUGGCGUCAGUGGCAUUACCGUAACAAUGCUUAUCGCACAGACUCUAACUGUGCAAUAACGACUGGUUGUCAUUGGCUCUGGGCUUUUGUUGUAAUGAUAGAUUAUGAUUGUGUGCAAAAGGGAGGAUCUGAGACGUGGACUAGACUAAAACUCCCCCAGAGGUGUGUGUCCUCUCUGAAAGACAAGGACUGUUGGUGUCCCCCUGUUUGUGCUUCUGGUCCUUUAAUUCUAGUGUACUUUUAAGCCCAGUGUACUUGAUGCAUCAGCCUAAAGAUUUAGGUUGGGCAAUAAAAGACUACUGAAUACACGUCGCGGCCUUAUAAUGCAAUCGUGGAAUUUUACGCUCAUGCUUUUUAUGUGAUCAUCUCCUGAUUUACAGCCACUGUAGUUCUGAUUUGUACAUUUCAGAAUAGCAACAUACUGAUGAAGAACAGUGUUCUCAGGUUAAGCUCAAAAGAGCUGCAUUGGAGUAAUUUGUUUUAAUCUGGUGUGGUUUAUUUAAUUGUAAUGUUUUUCAUUCAACAUAAUGAUCACAACAUGAUGACACUAUGAAUACAAAUUAAAUUUUAUAUUUCAUUAUCAAAAA